AAAUGUUUUGAAUUUCAGCCUCAAAAUUUGCUUUUUUGAUUUUGAAAAGUGUGCGCAUUGGGAAAACAAAACCAAUACGACACACCUUAAAGAGAUUAAAGCGCGUGUGUUGAUCUAUUUAGAUGGCUGACUUCGAGACGGCCAUCGCUGAAUGCGGCUUUGGGCUAUUUAAUGUAUUCAUUAUGCUCAGUGCAUUGCCCUGCUUGAUGGGGAUGGUAUUUUCGGCAGCUUCCAUAAGCUUUGUUUUGCCCACAGCCGAAUGCGAUUUGGGGCUAUCAAUGCAGGAAAAGGGCAUACUGUUCGCAAUUACUUAUGCAGGCAUGAUAUUGUCGGCAGUGCCUUGGGGCUUCAUGGCGGACACAAUGGGACGUCGUGUGGUGUUGAUUAGUGGCGGCUGGCUGGAUAGCAUUUGUGUGUUGUGCGCUGCCUCAAGUCAGAAUACCACACAGCUAAUGGUGUUCAAGUUCUUUGAUGGACUAAUCGUCUGCGGUCCCUUUGCUGUUGUUGUCAGCUAUUUGGCCGAGUUCCACGGCAAGAAGCAUCGGCCCUAUAUGAUGCUCUUUGUUGGGCUUUGUGUAUCAGUUGGUGCAUUGGUAUUGCCAUUGAUGGCCUAUCUACUGCUGCCCAAGCACCUGAAGUUCAAUGUUUUACGCUUGCAGUUUCACACCUGGCACGUGUUUCUGGCCAUUACAGCUGUGCCCAGUUUGCUCAGCGGCUUUUUGCACAUAUUUCUGCCCGAGAGUCCCAAGUUUCUGAUGUCGCAAGGCAACUACAGCAAAGCCUUAAAGUCCUUGCAGUUUGCCUACGCGCUAAACAAGCGCAAGAGUCGUAACUCUUAUCCGAUAACAGAGCUGGUUGAUGUUCGCCCAGAUCGUGAGGAGGAUAUGCCGAAGGGCAAGCUUACGCUGAGGCAGCGUUUUCAGUUGUCCAAACAGCGGUUUGUUGAAGGCUUGCAGCAGCUGAAGCCGAUGUGCGCCAGUCCCUAUUUGGCCAUAUCCAUGCGUAUUUACUGCUUGCACUUUUGUCAGGUGAUGUGUGUCAACUCGGUGCGUCUCUGGCUGCCACAAAUCUUUGCCACCAUGCAUACGUUGGAGGUGCGUGGCGUACACGACUCGAGCAUGUGUGCAGUGCUGAAACAUAAUUCCGAAAUGUCAAAGGCCAGUUCACGUUUAUUGAAAGAGGAAUGCGAUCUAAGUCAUGAUCCGAAUACAUAUAGGGACAAUAUAAUUGUGGCCUGCAUAUGCCUAUUUGGUUAUUGUCUCUUCUUUCCCAUAUUUCGCAUACAAAUUGUGGUGCGGCACUUGCUAAAGGUUUGCAUGUUUGUAUGCACCUUUCUGGUGGGUGGACUGUACUUUUCACAGAGCGCCACUGCAACGCUUGUUAUAGCCGCCAUCUAUUUAACCAUCAUGGGUGUUUCUGCCUCAACUGUCAUUGGCAUGUGCGUUGUUGAAUUCCCCACGCUAAUGCGCACUAUGGUUAUAUUGCUUAUAAUGACUUGUGGACGUUUGGGCUCACUCGUUGGCAAUAUGUUGCUGCCGCUGUUUAUGAAAAUGAAUUGCUGGGCGCCAUUUGUAUAUCUCUCGACCUUAAUGUUAAUUGCAUUCAUUAUUUCAUUAUUCCUGAGAAUUGAUAUACAACAGGCCAUAAAUUGAUACAAUACAAAUAUUGCUUAUGCCAACGUUUUCUCGAAUGAAUAUAUGUACAUAUAUCAAAUAAAAAUGGCUA
This is a messenger RNA of Drosophila busckii, 1725 nucleotides long. Its product is annotated as synaptic vesicle glycoprotein 2B-like. The transcript is spliced from 10 exons. NCBI's taxonomy places the organism in Eukaryota, Metazoa, Arthropoda, Insecta, Diptera, Drosophilidae. The record is from RefSeq and is a predicted model, not a curated record. Bases 123 to 1652 code for a protein of 509 amino acids. Gene Ontology annotation, molecular function: transmembrane transporter activity. Gene Ontology annotation, biological process: transmembrane transport.